UCUGAAACGGCGCUUUGUUUCCAUAGAACAAGGGUGGGUGGCCCAUUGAUUUCGCAACGAUAAAUGCCAUUCUACUACUGGUCUGAUAGUGAGUUAAAGUAGGCUAGCAGAUUUGUGUGACUGUGAGAUGUCAGAUGAACUGGCUCGUCGUUCAGAGGAUCGGUGUAACCAAGAUCCUUUUAGCUAUAGGGUAGAGAUUUAUGGGAUUAUAAACUCGUCGAGACAGCGACUGCGUUGGGUACCAGGGAGGAUGGCAGACGAAGCACCCAUGAUUUUAAACUAAAUGGCCGACACCAGGAUUCACGAGGACAUAUGAAUGAAUAGGACAUUCGAGCAGAUCUGAUAGUGUUUGACAAAAUCAUAAGUGAAAUAAAUUAGGCCUAGAUAGUCUUUGCAACUGUGCAACGGUUAUCGGCAACAAGAUGGAUAUUGGAGGACACCUUAGCCUACACAUUGAGUGUUUUCAGUUUUGCAACAGUGGUGGCAUUUUUUGAUUUAACAGAACAGCUGAACGUAACGUCGCUUCUCCUGAACAGAUUUGUUUGCUUGGCUACAUGAGAAAACGCAAAUAUGUUUAUGAAAUGCCACAGAAGCAAACUGUCGGUGUGGGCUGCUCUGUGUGUUUUGGUAUUGUGCUGGCUGUACAUUUUCCCUGUCUAUAGACUGCCAAGCGAUAAAGACAUAGUGGAAGAAGUCCUUGGACAGGGAAAAAUGUGGACCAAAAACCAGACGGGGAUAGACAUUUACAGGAAACUGAUCACAGAAUGUUGUGACCCCAGGAAGAUGUUCGCACUCACAAAGGAGAAUUCACCUAUUGGCAAGGUCUUGUGGUAUGAUGGUGAAUUGUACCACUCUCGCACAGUCAACAAUGACACAUACCCACUCUUUGUAAAGGAGACACCUUUGAAGCUGCCCCUUAAAAGGUGUUCUGUGGUAGGCAAUGGAGGGAUGCUGAAGAACAGCGGCUGUGGCAGGAACAUUGAUCAGGCAGACUUUGUCAUGCGAUCCAAUCUGCCCCCGCUCUACAAAGAGUAUACAGCAGAUGUUGGUACAAAAACCCAUCUGGUCACAGCAAAUCCCAGCAUCAUUGAGAAAAGGUUUCAGAACCUCCUGUGGUCACGCAAAGUGUUUGUAGAAAGCAUGAAGGCCUAUGGUUCCAGUUACGUCUACAUGUCUGCUUUCACCAUGAAGCCAGGAACUGAACCCUCUCUGAGAGCCUAUCAUGCACUGGCAGACACCUCCUCAAACCAAACAGUCCUCUUUGCCAAUCCUGACUUCCUGAAGAGUGUGGGAAAAUUCUGGAAGAGACGUGGUGUGCAUGCAAAGCGUCUUUCCACAGGGCUGUUUCUGGUGAGCUUAGCACUGGGCCUGUGUGACGAAGUGAUGGCAUACGGCUUCUGGCCAUUCUCUGUGGAUUUAAACCAGCAGCCUGUUAGCCAUCAUUACUAUGACAAUAUCCUUCCUGACACUGGCUUCCAUUCAAUGCCUGAAGAGUUCCUACAGCUCUGGAACCUGCAUAAAACGGGCACCUUGCAUUUGCACAUAGGUCACUGCGCUGAAAUACAGAAAUGAAAACCCGAUACAAAUAGCCUUCUGAAUAGCACAACUCUCCUGAAAAUAGACAUCUCUACACCACACUUAAACUAACAAAGGCACACAUGAAGGACAGUUGUACUGACAUGUUAGAGACUGUUAAAGACAAUAUUUCCUCAUUAUGUGCACCUUAAAACAUGGCACUAUAUGUAUGAAUAGACCACACAUGAUGUGAAACUUCAUUCUACGUGUUACAGGAAUGCCAAAAAAACAAUGUAUUUUUCUUACAAAAAGAGCGAGUUUUACGCAAAAUCAUGGGAGAAGCGCUACCAGGAAUAGAAUAUGUACUCUGAAGUAUGUUUCAAAAGUGCUAGUGACAGCGCACGUCUGUUAUGCAGUCAACAUUUUAUGCUUUACUGCGGUUAAAUGCAUGUAUAGAAGAAACUUUCAGAAAAAGAUAAAUUAAAGUUUUUGUUUCAUGUCAUAGACUUAAUAGAGUUUUGAAUUUGUUUAUUAUUAUUAUUAUUAUUAUUAUGGAGUCUGCCCUGCAUUAUGUCUUUGUUUGAUGACAUCUUAUUAGCAUGUACUUUUCCUGAUAGAUAGCAUUUUGAUAGCAUUUUGAUUCCUUUUAAUGUAUGUAGUUCAACUGCACUUCUAAUUGAAUGACACCGUUCAGUUGUGGGCAACACAGAGCUGAGCUCUCUCUAUGAUGACUUUCGGAUUUGGUAAAUAGUAUGUGAAAAGAGGAGGCACAAUGUGCGGUUUCUGUGUCUAUUUUUUGUCAAAAAUGUUAAGUAUUGCAUUGAAAAAGAAAGCCUGCAAGGUUACAGUUACAGAGUUAUACUCCCAAUACCCAAUCCUACCUUUUGCACUGUGUCUAUAGUUCACUCAUCCUUCAGGGCUUUCUGUCAGAAAUCAUUUCAACUGGUUCAGAAAUGUGCAAUAGUUUAGAUUUCUAUAAUGUGGCCUACUCCCCACAUUGAAGCCACAUUUCACUAUAGCCCUUUUUCCAUUAAAAAGUUGAAUCACUUAAAAAUUAUGCACAUUAAAAAGUUAGUGCGACACUUGAUGGAGUUAAUUCACUCGCCAGAGGUGGAUCAAUGAGAGUUAAAUCAACAUUGAAGUGAUGGAAAAGGUUUGGAUGGAUGGCUGUUGAUGGAAAACCAUCCAGCGCAGUAGAAAAAUGUGUAUUAAUGUGUAUUAUACUGGGACAUGAUGACAUCAUUUUAAUUCGCUAGAAUCGUUCUGUUGAUUGGUAAGCCAUUUUGGUGCUUCUAAUAUUGCUCAAAAUGACAUUGAAUUAUGAGUUAAUUCGUUUGAAAAUCUUAAGGAAAAAGGGCUUAUGAUUAUUGGCAUGCAGUAUGUAAAGGAUUAUAAUUUAAAUUGGUCAGUAUAAUAAAAUAAAUCCUGGGAGGAUGAACUGGAUGCCAAUGUGCAGCAGAGGCUACUGAUAAGAAAGCAAAGUGCAAUACAUAAACGUGGGGAGAAUAAGUACUUGAACCCAUGCUAAAGUUGACUAAAAAGAGGAACAUAAAAUCAUCGUUUGGAAAUUGAUCUUAAUGCCUGAAUUAAAGAAAAUGAGUGAAAAUCCAACCUUUAAGGACAACAAUUGUCUUACAAUAAAAUGGUCAAAAUCUUACAUUGAUGGCCCCGGCAGUGGCGCGACUGGCUGGGGCACCUGCACCGCACGCCGGCGACCCGGGUUCGAUUCCCGCCCCGUGGUCCUUUCCGGAUCCCACCCCAACGCUCUCUCCCAUUCACUUCCUGUCUCUCUUCACUAUCCUAUCAUUAAAGGCAUAAAAGCCCAAAAAAUAUACUUAAAAAAAAAAAAAAAAAAUCUUACAUUGAUGUUAAGUUGAGCUCAAUUAUUUGUAAGUGAAAUUGGCUUUACAUCUUGGUAUUUGUCUUACCCUUUCCUCUGAGUCAUGACCUUUAGAGGUGUUAUAACUUCGAAAUAGGGAGAUGCAGAAGUUGCUUUGAAUUCUUAUUUAGGCUGUAUUAAUACAUUUUUCUAUGUAUGAUUGUAUUUUAUUAUUUUAUUUUAUUCAAUGGCCACACCUAAUACUUAUGUCAUGUUAGGUUAGUGUCACUUCCUGGUCAGUGUUAAUUGUAAGGCGUGGAGGAGACACCUUGCCUUGAUGUGGAGUGCCUUUUACUGCUUUUAUGUGUGUGGGGACAACAUAGAUUUCAUUUUAAUUUGUUCAUUUAAGAUGUGAAGGUAACCCAUUAAGUAGGGCAGCUAUUUAAAGCAAUGCAAAUGAGUCUGAAAGUAGCUGGUUGUGAAGGUUGUGUUGGUUUGCUGAAGUAUUACAAUGUUAGCAUUUGGCAAAACAUUAAAGCUUCAAAAACUUGAAACUCUUACUGCUGAAGGAACAUGUUCCUUAUGUUUG
This is a messenger RNA of Sardina pilchardus (European sardine), 3923 nucleotides long. RefSeq names its product ST8 alpha-N-acetyl-neuraminide alpha-2,8-sialyltransferase 1 (gene st8sia1). NCBI's taxonomy places the organism in Eukaryota, Metazoa, Chordata, Actinopteri, Clupeiformes, Clupeidae. Gene Ontology annotation, biological process: oligosaccharide metabolic process; N-glycan processing. The coding region runs from base 571 to 1572 and encodes 333 amino acids. The record is from RefSeq and is a predicted model, not a curated record. The transcript is spliced from 5 exons. Gene Ontology annotation, molecular function: alpha-N-acetylneuraminate alpha-2,8-sialyltransferase activity.